Molecule: messenger RNA, 3449 nt
Organism: Maniola jurtina (meadow brown)
Lineage: Eukaryota; Metazoa; Arthropoda; Insecta; Lepidoptera; Nymphalidae
Exons: 4
Coding region: 531-2423 (630 amino acids)
Source: RefSeq, a predicted model, not a curated record
CGAUAAACAUUAAACAGACGUCAUUGGACGUCAUUUUACAAUCUUUUGACGGCGUUGCGCAAAAUUAUAAUUUUUGACUCUCACUCAUUGCGGCUGCCAUGUUUUUUUUCAUGUGGGGUGUGUGUGUAUAGAAAUUAUCAUGAUAAUUUCCCCAUAUAAACUACUAAUGUAAGGGGUGCACUAAGUGCGUCAUUCGUCAAUAGCUAGUGACAAUGAGCAAAUACUAACGCGACCGCCAAACUGAAAACGGAGCGAAAAAACACUAGCAAAGAAAAGGCCAAAGAAACAAGAAUGUAUUAGUAAGGUGGCAUCAUAAAGGAUCGAUAUUAACACACGGCCCCCGGCGAUUGAAAAAUGGACACUCGAUUUCUGAGCAUGAUGAUUGUGUUUGAUAGCGACAGAUAUUCUACCGGGCAGGAUGCGUAAGCAUAAGAGAGGGAGCCAGGCUCCUGCCUGCUGGCCCACCACGGCGCGGGAACUGCACCAAACUUCACGCGACUUCUGAUACUUGCCAACUUCAAACAGAGGAUAUGCAGUGCCCAAUUGUUCAGGAAAGGGAUGGUAACCGCGGGAACGUUAAAAUGAAGACGAUUAACAGUUUUAAGAAUCCUUACAGACAGGAGUCUAAUCUGGACAACAUUGUUGAUCAGCUGUGCAUAAGACUUCAAGAUAUCAAAGAUCAAGAAGGCGCAUCACUCGUAGGCAUGCCCACUUGUUCUCUAGAACAAACAGAGGCUGUGCGUCGAUACUACGCAGCUUUCCCGGCUCUGAAGAAAGGAGAAGAGUCGCCAUUGCAGUACUAUCUGCCGCCACCCGCCUGGUGUCGCAAGGCUGCCCCGCAAGCAAAAGUCAAAAUGCAAAGUGAACUGCUGAUGUCCAAGGAUUGGAAUUCCAAAAACAAGAAGUAUUCAUUGGGUAAAGAGCGCCGGAACUCGUAUCACGGGCAGAAGAAGAGCAACAGGAAGCGCUACAAUAGCUACAGCCGCUCCUCGGAGAGCAAGGAGAACCUGCCCGAGUGGGUGACGCACGAGGAGGCGUGGGACAUGGAGAGCCAGGACCCCGUCACGGAGUUCAUCCGCGCCCUCGCGCUGGACGAGGGCUACGGCACCUGCGAGAACACGCUCACGGACGAGAUCAAGGAGCUGACGCAGGCGCGCGCCGUGCCCGACUGGGACGACAGCCUCGACCUCGACGCCGACUGGGUGCUCACCGACGACCUGGCGCCGCGCGCGCGCUCGCCCGUGGAGCAGGAGCUCUACGCCAAGUUCGAGGCCAAGUUCGACCGCAGCAUCGAGGCGCUGUGGGCCAAGGACCAGAGCACGCCCGACGACGACUACCAGGACCUGCCCAUCGACUUCCAGGACCUGCUCUCCUCGCCCUCCGACCGCCUGUUCGCCGACCCCUCCGCCGAGAAGUGCAGCCUCGUGUCGCUCGCCGAGAGCAUCUGGUCCGCCGAGCGCGCCGACUCGCCCACGCGCAUCGCCGAGCGCCUGCGCCCGCUCACCAUCGAGGACGCGGAGCCGCCCUGCCCGCGCGAGAUCGAGUCCUUCACGCUGUACGACGGCGACGAGCUGUACGACGCGCUGUCCACCGUGGCGCAGACCAUGCGCUCCUUCACCGCCAUCAACCACAGCCGCGACCGCAGCGGCUUCGUCGAGGUGCCGCCGCGCCGUCGGGCCGAGCCCGCGCCCGCGCCGCCCGCCGCGCCUGCGCGCCGAGCCUCGCCCGUCGAGCGCGACGACGCGCUCACCGCGGCGCGCACGCACUUUCGCCCCAUCCGCCGCGAGGCCGAGGCGGAGCCCGCGCGCUACGCCGACGGCGACACGUUCGACAUCCGCGGCGACCUCGACCCCGUCGAGUUCCGGCGCAGCGAUUCGGGUGGCGUGUACCUGGAGGGCACGCGCGAGCGCUACCUCGAGUACCGCGCGGCGCGCAGCAUCGACUACGGGCGGCUCAACCUGACGCCCGCGCAGCGUUGCCCCGACCUCGACGACCCGGGCUUCCGGUUACGCUUUCCGGUGCGCCAAACGGAUGCAGCCGUGCAGACGGAGCGCCGCGCCGCGCAAUGGGAGUGCGACGAGUGUGGCGGCUGCGCCAAGAAGAUGCGGCCGAGCGCCAUCCGCAGCAUCUGGAGCGAGCACGCGUGUCGCUGCGCGGAAGGUGUGGGCGUGGGCGGCGGGGCGGAGCGCGCGGCCGCGCCGCCGCCCGACGAGCUGUCGCGCGAGUGGGAGGAGCUGCUGCAGGACAUCAGCACGGCGCACCGCCUCUACGCCGGCGAGGCGAGCGAGGCGGACGAGCCGCCGAGCGCGGACCGCAAGCGCCGCCACAGCGCCGCGCUCCGCUGUGCCGCGCCGUGCUCGCACCCGCACGCGCGCUUCCUGCACUGCUGCGCCGCCGCGCUCGACCGCCCGCUCACGCGCUGACCCGCCUGCGAGCCGAGACAUUCGACACUCGCUCUUGUUUGAUCAACCCGUUAUGUAAUUCUUAAGUUUUUUAGUUCUUCAGAUGUUUCCUCUGCAAAGUCGCUAAUUCUGCAACGACUCCCUUACGUUGAACGCGUUGCAAUAUUUUUGACCUAUAGUGCCUUGUCCGGAAUGGCUCCCAGAUGAUUUGAUGUAAAAAAAAUUGACAAAUUUUUCACCAAGAAAAUGCUCUUUGACGUCCUUUCAGAGGAUCGAAUGUCUCGGUGAGCGCAGCCGUCGACAUUGUUUCGGUGAACCGUUUCGGGUGAUGUUUUGUUCCGCGUGCGACAUUUUACCGUUUAGCAGAUAGAUUCAUGUGCUAGUGGCGAGUUACACGAGCGGAGGCCACUUUGAGGCAGUAUUCACAGAAACUCGAAAUAGUAUUAGCGACCCAUCCUCCUCCAUCGACUAGCGAUCCACAAAGGAAACCUAUCGGCCUUCCGAACUGGUAAUUACGAAACCACAACUUCGUUACGUGAAUAUUGUGUCAAGGUGGCCUCUAUCGAUUAUUUCCUUUACUGAACGAUUGUAUUCCGUUCACUGUAUAUAUCGUCUAUCGAAGCUAUUCUUGUUCGACAUAAAUAUUUAAAAGUAAUAUUUAGUGAUUCUCUAUUGUUACGCUCACACGCGCGUGCGAGUAACAGAAGAGGGCAUGCAAUAUAAAAUCGCAAAUGAUUCAAACUCGACAGCUGUUAAUGCACUCGAGGUUACGAGUCUACUGACUUUGCGCUUUUCGAGUGUCAUUAAAAUUCGGAAUUUUAGCAAUAAUAAAUAAUAGUUAUAUUAGAACCCCUUGACAUGGCGAAUGGAACAGUCGAGCUACGAGAAGGCUAUGUACCAACAUAUCGUACGAUAUUUAGAUGUUGAGGGAUGGAAUAUAAUAAAUCAAUAUUUUAGUUCAAUGUUUUCUUUGUAGCGAUUUUAUAUUGAUGUAGGCGUGUUCGAUGAAAUGCUGACGCUUUUAUUUUUUUAUUUUAUAUUUUAUAC